Messenger RNA from Teleopsis dalmanni, 1087 nucleotides. RefSeq names its product allatostatin-A-like. Gene Ontology annotation, molecular function: neuropeptide hormone activity. Lineage: Eukaryota; Metazoa; Arthropoda; Insecta; Diptera; Diopsidae. The record is from RefSeq and is a predicted model, not a curated record.
CAUCGCUUAAUUCAAAUCGAACAUUACGAUGAAUAUCCUUCACGCAACAACACUUUUGCUAUUGAGUUUGUUUUGCCUGAGUUUUGCCUGUGGUGAGCCAACAUUCCCAGAAGGCAGUAAUCCCCGCGGUAAUCCCUCAACUAAUCAACAAAAUACGCUUUUCUCUGAGGCUGAUCUUGAUUCACGCAACUCCGGAGAUAUCGACAGUUCCAAUUAUGAUAAAAGGGUUGAACGUUAUGCUUUCGGUUUGGGUCGGCGUGCUUAUACCUACACAACUGGACCCAACGGUGUCAAACGUUUGCCAGUCUAUAACUUUGGUUUGGGUAAACGUGCUCGUCCUUAUUCGUUUGGAUUGGGUAAACGUGCUGAUUAUGAAGAUGAGGAAAUCGAUUUUGAUCCUGCAUAUUUAGCUUUUAUGGAUGAAAAACGAAAUCGUCCUUAUAGUUUUGGUUUGGGUAAGCGUGAGCGGCGAGACCAAGCAAGUAGAUAUGGUUUUGGACUUGGCAGACGUUGAAUAUAUUCCAUUUAAAAUGCUUACGAAUUUUUAGUUUACGGAGAGGCAAAACUGAAUUUUUUCCUUGUUAUUACUAUUUUAUGGCACAUUGACACAACAUACACUAAACAGCAAUAUCUAUUGCGUCUAUGUAUUUUCCAGCCAAGUCAAUUCAUUUAAUAUAGUUCUAACAGAAGAAAUUCAAAUAUUUAUUUCAUGAAUAUUAGACAUAAUUGGGGCAACAAAAAUCUAUAAUUUAAUUUUUAAGUAAUACAAAGACUAUUCAGAAUUUUCAUCGGGCAAUAAAGGAAAAUAUUAUACAGGAAAAGUCAAAAAGCCGAUCUUUAAUUGGAAAGUUGAAAAGUUAAAGUUUUAUUUUGACAUUAUUUUAAAUUAGCUUAUGAAUUAAAAAUGUUCACAAAGUAGUUAAAAUAUUUAUUAAAACUAUAUUAUACCUAUUAUAUUAUUUCAAAUACUACAUUGUUUGGUGCCAUCUAAAUAAGAGUUUCUUCUAAGAAAGCAUUCCACUCCUUUGGAGUGUUUUCGUAUGAUAUGACACGAGGGAAGUACUAUAUUAAUUUCUGAUCAUUUUAA